UCCAGCUGUCUCAUUCUCUUAUUCCCUCUUCCCACUCUCUGUUUUUUCCUCCUCCUCUUCAGCUCCCAUUCUAUUUCUCUCACAUACAUUCAUGCAGAUGCUCACUCUCGUACUCUCUCUCUCUCUUCCUCUUUCUCUUCUACCUCUCUUCUUCUCCGCGCAUCCACAGUCAGCUGUGGUCGAGCAGCCUCCCUCAGCAGCCUGUGGAUCCCUUCACUUGAUUAAUUAUCCUUGAAGUGCUGUUGAAGAUCAUCAUAUUUAGCUUAGCGACCCAGCGGCAGAGUGCAGACAGAUAUAGACUCGGCUGGCUGGAGGCUGGCAGUGUGGCAAGCUCUCUCUAUCUCUCUCUAUUCACACUCAGUGCCGCGGGGCUUCUCGGUGGCGGAAGUGAGGGGCUGGUUUUUGCCGUGAAAGAGACGUGAAGGGGGCAAAGAGAAAGAGACAAGGCUGGGAGCAGAAAGCAAGCGAGGAAUGGAAGUCUGUUGCAGGAGCAAACCCUCGUAGAGACGGAGAAUCGGAGGAGGCAGCAGUCACUGUGCAGCAGCAGCAGCACACACACAGAUUUAAGAUGAUUGGCGGUCAGCUGACAGCACCGAGGAGGCCGAUGAGAACCCUUUCUGAAGACUCAAGCCUGCAGAAGACCAGUACCUACAUCGUGCCCUGCUUCCUCAUGGUGGAGCUGGUCAUCAUGGCAGGGACUGUUCUGUUGGCGUACUACUUUGAGUACACGGACACCUUCCCCGUGCACGUCCAGGGCUUCUUCUGCUUCGACAAAGCCUACUCCAAGCCGUACCCGGGUCCUGAGGACGACAGCAAGGCGCCACCCGUCCUCGUCUACUCCCUCGUCACCGCCAUCCCAACUGUGACGAUUCUGAUCGGAGAAGUGACCACUUUCUUUGUGAAGGCGGAGGGAGCUCAGGAGAAGACCAUCGUGACCGCCGACUGCUGUUACUUCAACCCUCUCCUCCGUAGGAUCGUACGCUUUCUGGGUGUAUACUCCUUCGGCCUCUUCACCACCACCAUCUUCGCCAAUGCAGGUCAAGUGGUGACAGGAAACCAGACGCCUCAUUUCCUUUCAGCAUGCAAACCAAACUACACAGCUCUGGGCUGCCAGUCUCCGCUGCAGUACAUCACAGAGCGCCGCGCCUGCACAGGAAACCCAUACCUGGUGGUGUCCGCUCGCAAAUCCUUCCCCUCCAAAGAUGCAGCGCUCAGCUUUUAUUCAGCCGUCUACACCGUGAUGUACGUGACCCUGGUGUUCCGCACCAAAGGGACUCGUCUGACCAAACCCACCCUGUGCCUGGUGCUGCUGUCUCUGGCCGUGCUGGUAGGGGUGAUGAGGGUGACUGAACAUAGAAACCACUGGAAUGACGUCCUGGCUGGGUUUGUCACCGGAGGAGCCAUCGCUGCCUUCUUGGUUUCAUGUGUGAUCAACAAUUUCCAGCCAACCCAGCUUGCGAUGCAUUCUCCUCCGCCUCAACAGCGCCCAGAGCCGUCCAUGGGGCUGCCCCUCCUCACCCUGCCCCGCGUGGAGAGUCCACUCGAAAAGUUCCAGGGGUACCGUAUUCUGAGAUCACAUGACCAUCAGCCAAUCCCGUCCCCCACCCCUCCCGAUGUGCUCCUUCCCUCGCGACGUUGCCUAACCAGCGCAGUUUAGACCUGCCCCCUGAACUACCCCCAUCCUGUCUUGCCCACCCCGACGGACGAAGUGCUCUCCGACGAGUCAAAUCCACACAGGUCUGAAUGUCCAACCAAUCACAGGUGGCAGAACCGGCACACGUGCACAUGGUGAGCAUGGCUGGACUCGGUCAUCCCCUAAGGAUCGGUAGACGAUGGAUACAUGUCCUUUUCCGUCCACUUCUGUCUUGUUUGUCCUCCAAGAUGGCCUCCUCUUUCUUUCAGGUGAAAACGACCCGAUGAAAGACUAAUCAAAGCCAGAGCUGUUGAAGCAAUACUGUGUCCUGUUUCCUUAUCCUGUUGUCCAAAACGAGACCGAACAGUGACUAUCGAGACUGUUGGCUGGGAAUGACUUGAUGAAACACUCGAUCAAUUCAAACACUCAGCAGCAGUGUGGGUAUUUUAUUGAUCAAAGAAAAUCUCAAGCACUGGAUGAUCGUCCUCAAAAGACCCUUUUGUAACACUCAGGACAUAAAAUGAGGGGAAAAGGACUUAAGGAUUCAAAAACUUUAAGUCAUCUAAUGCCGGUACUGUCGAGUAUCAUAGCACAGAUCCUUUCUGUCCUCAAAGCUAAGAAGAGAAGCCGUCGAAGAAGAAAGCACUUUUGGGACAAAGAGCACAGAAGAACUUUUGAAGCGUUCAGUAAACUGUGUUUGUAUCUAAUUUGAUUUGGGGGGGGAGAUAUCAUUAUGAUCUCGCUGUAUAUUGUGUGAAGCGACAGAAGAGGGAAGUAUACACACAAGUGCUGUGCUUGUGACACUCAUGUGUCUCGGGGGAUCAGAUAAGUCAUCCCCUUCAGUGAAGUGAAGUGAACUACAUUUCCAUAUACUUACUAUUCAGGUGUGUGUUUCUAAAUGUCUGGAGGUUUCCGUCCAUGCUGUGAAAUAUUGGGAAAGUUGUUUUUCCUAUCAUCUGUAUUCAUUUACACUAAACUCUUACUUUGUCUUUUCUGUUAACACCUUCAGUACCUAUCACCUGCUCUUUAUUUAUUUUACACUUAAAUCUGUGUUUUUAUGGAUUUAUGGAGAAGUAUUCAUCUUCUUGACAUGGUGGCUAUUUUCCUCUGACGUCGUGCAGGAAGCUCGAAUGCUGCUGUUAUUUGUCGUUAGUAAAGAGUCCGAUAUGAUACAAUGUGAUACCACCCAAUACCAUACUAAACGAUACACUAUGAUAUACUCUAUGGUCCACAAAGGGAAAUGGUACUUGGGUUUUAAUACUGCACACAUAUAGCAGAUUCUACAGUAGUCUUAAUAAGUCAAAAACGGGGGCGUCGGUACUGUAUUGAUUAGUGCCCACGCCCCAUGUACACAGAGGUGCUGCUUGUCAACAGGCAAGGCAGGCCCCCAAGGGAAAGCUUUACACAACAGCAGUGGCUCAAAAUGUGCAAAUGUUCCAAUGAGAGUAGGAAAACUCUGAAACGGGGCCCCAUCUGACAGCGCUCACUCUCAUUGCCCUGCUAAAGUGUAGCAUGCCUUAUUGAUUCGAAAAACCAAAGUUUGUCAGUGGAAGUGAGCGAAGGAAAUGGAAGAGGAGUUAUCCGUCUAAAGGAGAACGAGUAUGGGUCGGGAUACUAGCAGGCAUGUCAGUGAUAAACGCUGGUUGGAGGGGGCCCCCAAUUCAUUUUUGCCAGGGCUCCAACAGAAUCUAGAAUCGCCCAGCAUGUACAGAGGCUAUAGUCCUCAAAGCUGUCGGCCCAGGUUCCAAUCCCACUCUCUCUCUCUCUCUC
Labrus bergylta (ballan wrasse) is the source of this 3403-nucleotide messenger RNA. RefSeq names its product phospholipid phosphatase related 2b (gene plppr2b). Gene Ontology annotation, biological process: phospholipid metabolic process; phospholipid dephosphorylation; signal transduction. The record is from RefSeq and is a predicted model, not a curated record. NCBI's taxonomy places the organism in Eukaryota, Metazoa, Chordata, Actinopteri, Labriformes, Labridae. Gene Ontology annotation, cellular component: plasma membrane. Gene Ontology annotation, molecular function: phosphatidate phosphatase activity.